GAGAGGUAGAGAGAGCUCGUGCGUGUAUUAAGAGAGCGAGAGAGACGAGGUCUGGCUUCUUCUGGUAGUAAAUUAUCAGAUUUCGAGCGCAAAAACUCGCAGAAACAGACAGAUCGGGAGGCAUCGUGGAAAUCUGCUUCAGCGGUGACCGGAACCAGCAGCAGGAGCGCGUGAAGCCUUGGAUUAAAAAGCCCGACUACAAGGACGGAUGGUCGCGCAGACGGGCGGCUCGCUCUGAAGUUGGACAGACUACCGAGACACCGAGAGCAAGGAGCCGGCGACGGCAAGCAGCAGCUUUUUUUUCUUUUUUGGGGGUCCCUCCACCUCCCAGAACCCCCCACCCCUCCCACACCGGUAAAGGCAGCAGCAUCGGCGGCGGCACCGGGAGGCUGUGCCCGCGCACCCCGACCAUGGAGCUGCCUUGGCUGCUGGCGCUCACGGCGCUGCUUGCUCACGCCACCACGGGACAGAAGUGGUCGCUGCCUAUCGAUGACGAAGGGUCGGCGAGAGAUGAAUUUUACGACGACGAGGAUCUCUACUCGGGCUCUGGCUCUGGCUUUCCUGAGAUCGGUAUGAGGCCAACAUCAGUAGCUGUCACGUUCACCACAGAGGAACCCCUACUUCUCUCCACCACCCAAGCAACCGACCUCGCUCCCUCUGCACCGCCUGCAGCAGAGCCUAGCCCCAACCCAGAGGACCCGACGACCACCCCUCUUCUCACUGAGGCUGAGGGAGAGAGCGGCGUGUUCUUGGAUAGGGACCUGGAGAGGGAGAGGGAGCUGGAGCUGGAAAAGGAGAGGGAGAGAGAAAGGGAGAGGGAAAGGGAGCGUGUCCGAGAGAGAGAGCGAGAGAGGGAGAGAGAGAGGGAACGUGAGAGAGAGCUGGAGAGAAUCCGGGCCGCCGCCAAGACCACUGCCGCGCCCCGGUCCCCUGCUGCCGUUCCUAUGUUCACCACCAAUCCUGCAGCCAGUCCUGCUGAAAGUGCAGCGCCCUCUGCUGGUUCAGAUGACCUGAGCGCCACAGAAGAAGAGGAAGACAUCUACCUUUCGCCAGAGCCCAGCUUGCUUUACCCAGGAUUCACUGACGAAACCACUACAGAAGAAGACAUGUCCAUCACACCAGAGUCAACCCCUGAGCCCACCACAGCUGCAACAACCACUGCUACCACUGUCAAGACCAGGACCCCCUUCAGGCCCAGGGUUCCCAUGAUGAAAACGACUCAGGCGGUGCCAACAGAGAGGACGACCCGCCCACAGCAGCCCACAACAACACAGGAGGGCACCAACGAAGUGGGUGCUGCAGGACCAAGUGGAGAUUAUGAAAUCAUGGAUGGACGCCGCAAUAAUCUUGGCAGCGAAAUGGCGGGUGGACCUGAUCUUAUCGGCAACUCUGUGGACGGAGGCAGCUCCGCGGCCCAGCUGCCGCAGAAGAACAUCCUGGAGAGAAAAGAGGUCUUGAUAGCGGUGAUAGUGGGAGGCGUGGUGGGCGCCCUGUUCGCUGCCUUCCUGGUGAUGCUGCUGGUGUACAGGAUGAAGAAGAAGGACGAGGGCAGCUACACGCUGGAGGAACCCAAACAGGCCACCGUCACCUACCAGAAACCGGACAAGCAGGAGGAGUUUUAUGCAUAACACUGACACGCCAGAGAGACACGCCGCACACCGGGAAGGGAGAAAGAGCGAGCAAGAGAAGAGCGAAAGAUACUCUAUAAGUCCUGCCCUUCCUCCUCCUCCUCCUCCUCCAUCCUUCCUACUCCUCUUCUUCUCCCCCCACCCUCCUUAUCUGCUCGGGUCUCCUCAUCCCUCUCUCCUCCCGUCUCCAUACUUGAGAGCGCCUUUCUCUCUGCGGACUUGGAACCUUCUUUUCAAAGAAAACGAGAAAAAAAGAGGACAAAAAAAGGAAAAAAAAAAAUCCAAAUAUA
Molecule: messenger RNA, 1918 nt
Organism: Pundamilia nyererei
Lineage: Eukaryota; Metazoa; Chordata; Actinopteri; Cichliformes; Cichlidae
Gene: sdc3
Product: syndecan 3
Exons: 6
Coding region: 411-1628 (405 amino acids)
Biological process (GO): cell migration
Cellular component (GO): membrane; cell surface
Source: RefSeq, a predicted model, not a curated record